This is a messenger RNA of Orbilia oligospora ATCC 24927, 576 nucleotides long. RefSeq lists its product as uncharacterized. Lineage: Eukaryota; Fungi; Ascomycota; Orbiliomycetes; Orbiliales; Orbiliaceae. Gene Ontology annotation, molecular function: metal ion binding. Bases 1 to 576 code for a protein of 191 amino acids. The transcript has 2 exons. The record is from RefSeq and is a predicted model, not a curated record.
AUGCUUUGUGGCCCUAGAAUCGAGACUUUUGGCGCUAUUUCCGAGAGAGCCGUGUCUAGUGACAACACUCACUCUUCUGAUAUCCCGUCUUCUUCCUCUUCGCCGACGCGGAUCAAUUUUCCCCUUGCCCCCUCCGCCAUGCCUCAGGGCCUUUUUACGGAACGCCUCCAAGGCUAUACUCCAUAUCAAUGGGCCAUGGCGUUUGAACCGCCGUUGGUCAUUCCUCGGGACUAUAGUCUCCAGAUCGCCUUGCAAAACGUCCAGAAUGCCAUCCCGAGCCAUGGAAAAGGACCCUCUCGGGAAGUUGGACACGGAAAGCCCAAAGUUGAGCGCAGGAAAGACAUCUUCUGUCCAUAUCUGAGAAACAAAGGGAGCUGCAAGUUCCCAGGCAAGCGUUGUGCCUUCUCUCACGACCGCCGCCUUCUUCAGAAGACCCGACCAGCUGCUACUCCUGAUGAGAGAACAUCUUCAGGCUCGGUUUCAAAACCAGCCUCGGUCCGGGCUCCUGCCCUUCACGCCGUUUACUCAAAUAAGGGAAAUUUUAUCCCUAGGACUGUUAAGCUCCAAAGUAUUUGA